Pieris rapae (cabbage white) is the source of this 3150-nucleotide messenger RNA. RefSeq names its product procollagen-lysine,2-oxoglutarate 5-dioxygenase (gene Plod). NCBI's taxonomy places the organism in Eukaryota, Metazoa, Arthropoda, Insecta, Lepidoptera, Pieridae. The transcript is spliced from 9 exons. Gene Ontology annotation, molecular function: L-ascorbic acid binding; iron ion binding; procollagen-lysine 5-dioxygenase activity. The record is from RefSeq and is a predicted model, not a curated record. The coding region runs from base 216 to 2405 and encodes 729 amino acids. Gene Ontology annotation, cellular component: endoplasmic reticulum. Gene Ontology annotation, biological process: peptidyl-lysine hydroxylation.
GUGAGCUAGUUCUACGUGCAGGCAUGUCGCGCUUAUUACGGAUUUUAGUAUGAACUAUUGUGUAAAGUCAGUGCUUCGCGCGCCAAUCGCAAGCUUCGACGAUCCAAAGCUUAUCAGGUCGGAAGUGUUUUACGAUCAUUGAGCUCCAGUUUGAAUGCGUUGGAGCUAUUUAUUCGCUUUAGUUCGACGAUCUCAUAACGCGUUCGUGUUUCAACAUGCGUUGGCCACUCUUCUGGUGCCUGGCAUGCUUGCUUUCACCUACAAUUUGUGCUUCAGACUCAGAUGACCAAACUGAAAGUCCUGAUGUGGUAGUGGUGACAGUGGGUACAGAAGAUACCCAUGGAUUGCAAAGAUUUGAAAGAUCAGCACGUAUCUACGGCGUUCAUGUGGAAGUGCUAGGAAGAGGGACGGCAUGGCGUGGUGGUGAUAUGAAGAGACCCGGCGGGGGUCACAAAGUCAACUUACUGCGGGAUUGGAUCAACCAGGCUUAUGAUAGCCUGGAUAGCGACACCCUAGUCAUCUUCACUGACAGUUACGACGUGAUACUUUUAGGGGGCGCUGACGAAUUAAAGGAACGGUUCCUUGCGGCCCGUCACAGGAUUAUAUUCGCCGCGGAACCAUUCUGUUGGCCAGACGCCGGCCUCGCAGCUCGCUACCCCCCACCGGACACCUCAACGCCCAGCCCCUACUUAAACUCUGGCGGGUUUAUCGGGCGUCUUGAAGAUAUGAGGCGAUUAAUUCGAGCUGCGGAAUUAGACGACAAUGCAGAUGACCAGUUGCAUUACACACGGCUCUAUUUGGAUCCUAAAAUUCGUGCUGAUUUGGACAUCGUGUUAGACCACAAUGCUACAAUAUUCCAGACGCUUAAUGGCGCUCUAUCGGAUGUGAAGCUCCACAGUUCGGAAGAAGGUUUUGCCUGGCUAGAAAACGUUGUGAGUGGUACUCGACCGUUGAUUUUACACGGCAAUGGGCCCGCCAAGCUGGAAUUGAAUGCCUUGAGCAAUUACCUACCACGUGUAAGAACACCAGACAGGUGCCACAUCUGCGAAGAGUUGAAAAAGCCCCUAAAAGAUGAACCACGAGUACUUUUGGCGGUAUUCAUUGAGCAACCGACGCCAUUUUUGGACGAAUUUCUGCAGAGUAUACUGGAUAUUGACUACCCUAAGGGAAAAUUGGAGCUACUUGUGCGAAACAACGUGGAAUACCAUGAAACAACAGUAGAUGCUUGGUUUUCGCGAGUAUCCGGCCAAUACGCGAGCGGAAAGCGGCUCCGGCCAGCCGAUCAGUUGCCGGAACAUACGGCCCGGAUGAUAGUUCUCGAACGCGCGACGGCCGGAGCCAGCUCCUAUGUGUUUAGCGUGGAUUCGGUUGCCCGAGUUACCCCUAACACAUUGAGGAGCUUGUUGGAAUGUGGCGUUGAUGUGGUGGCUCCGUUUUUGGCCCGACCCGGCGAAGCUUGGUCAAACUUUUGGGGCGCGUUGUCCCCGGAUGGGUACUACGCGCGAGCGCAUGAUUACAUGGACAUCGUUAAUGGCAAACUAAGGGGGUUGUGGAAUGUUCCAUUCAUUAACAACUGUUAUCUAUUGAAAGUGGAGUUGUUCAGACAGCCACGUCUCAAAGAAGUCACGUUUAAAGUGGAGGGCCGCGACCCAGAUAUGGUAUUCUGUGAGAGUCUUAGAGAACGGGGUGUAUUUAUGUACGUUAACAAUGAGGAGGCGUACGGGCAUUUGAUAAAUCCCGAAUGGUUCGACACUCGCCACACUAACCCAGACAUUUACGAAAUCAUUCAUAACAGACAAGAGUGGGAGGAUCGUUAUAUUUCCCCUGAAUACUGGCAGAGUCUGGAAAAGACAUACGAGCCCUCAAUGCCAUGCCCUGACGUUUAUUGGUUCCCAGUUGUGACUCCACGUUUCUGCAAGGAGUGGAUCGAAAUUAUGGAAGCGUAUGGAAAAUGGAGCGACGGUUCUAACAAGGAUACUCGCUUGGAGGGAGGGUACGAAGCAGUACCGACCCGUGAUAUUCAUAUGAAGCAAGUUGGGUUAGAGACUCAGUGGUUGAGGUUUCUCAAGGAUUACAUAAGACCUCUGCAAGAGAAGACCUUCCUUGGCUACUACCACGAUCCGCCGGUUUCAUUAAUGAACUUCGUGGUGCGAUACCGACCUGAUGAGCAGCCAUCGCUAAGACCUCACCAUGAUUCUUCAACGUACACAAUCAAUUUGGCGUUGAACACCGUGGGAGAGGAUUAUACUGGUGGUGGAUGCAGGUUUAUCCGUUAUAACUGCUCAGUACAGGAUACAAGGCGUGGAUGGAUUCUGAUGCACCCGGGAAGACUUACACACUAUCACGAGGGUCUGAAGGUCAUAUCUGGUACAAGGUACAUCAUGAUAUCCUUUAUUGACCCAUAGAUGUAAGAUUGUCGUAAGGUUCAGGGGUCAAUCAAAUUAAGUAUCAUUUUUAGGUAUGUUAAUGCAAUUAGAUAUUUUAAUUCCUGUAGGAAAGUUUUACAUUUAAGAUACUAUAGGCCUUAUUUGACUAAUACGAAAAGUUAUGGUAUUCCAAUCUAAUGUCUAGAUUUAGGAUUUUAUUUCGAAGCCUGUUACCUAGAUUUUGACUUGUAUGAAAACUAUAUAUUUCGCUUUCAUUAAAUAAUAAAAUUAGUUCAAUAAUGUUAUUUUUUGGCGCAAUAACGUCUUAUUAAUCGAAGAACGCUGCAUGCCGCGGCUGCAUGAACGAAAAACACGAGUCAUUUUCACGUUCCACCUGAGCUGAGUGUAACAUGACUCAUUGUCACGUACCGCCUGAGCCGAGCGUAACUUGACUGUCACGUUCUGACGCACAAGCGAUAGCAUUUUAUUUACAAGUUGUUUGUAAAUAAUCUGUAUAAUCAAAAACUACUAUUUUAAUUAACGAGUGCAAAAUUCUCCUUUAUAUGAUACAAAAUAAGUGAUUAUAAUUCAUAAAAGUGUACAAUUUUUUUUUAUGUUUUCCUUAUGACUUUUCCGAUUUAAAUUUUUUUAAAUAUUGUUUUAAUUUUAAGUUUUAACUCAAAUGUUUCCUAUUUAAGUGAUAAUGCAAUUUGGCAUUUAUUUACGUAUAUGCUUUUACCAAAGAUGUAUGCGAUGUUAUAUGAAAUACAUGUAUUAAUUUUUA